Molecule: messenger RNA, 1743 nt
Organism: Aureobasidium namibiae CBS 147.97
Lineage: Eukaryota; Fungi; Ascomycota; Dothideomycetes; Dothideales; Saccotheciaceae
Product: MFS general substrate transporter
Exons: 2
Coding region: 1-1743 (580 amino acids)
Biological process (GO): transmembrane transport
Cellular component (GO): fungal-type vacuole membrane
Molecular function (GO): transmembrane transporter activity
Source: RefSeq, a predicted model, not a curated record
AUGUCGCUAUUCGAACGAAGAAGCAGUAUGGAGACCUUACGAGAUCACUGGAAUACGACUACUCCGAAUGACUUGGCUGCUAGAGCGUCUUCACCUACAGGUUCCGAACGUCGAAAACUGAGUUUUAAUCCUGUCGGUAGCUGGGUUCCGAACGUUGCACAUGAGGAACCCGUUGCCGCGUUUGAGGUCAGCAAGAUCAAGAGGAUAGCUCAAGUUGCUGUUGCUUGUGUGUAUUGCUUGUUCGCUGCUGGAGUAGUAUUUGGAUAUGCUGCUAUCAAGCCUGUUCUGAUAGAACAAGGUGUCUAUGCCGAGCGAUGCACACCUAAAGAGAUUGAAGAGGGCGUAUGGGUUUGCUACGAACAAGAGUUGAGACUCAACUUGAUGUUCACUGUCGCCGCUGUCAGCACAAACGUUUGCGCUUUACCUGUUGGAACCAUCUUGGAUCGCUAUGGACCCAGAGUUGCUGGUAUCAUCGGCUGCUUUCUUCUUGCUAUCGGAUCUGCUCUUCUGGCCUUUGCUUGGGACCAUCGUGGAAGUGUCGACCUUUGGAUUCCUGGUUACUUCUUCCUCGCUCUUGGUGGACCUUUCAUCUUCAUCUCAAGCUUCCAACUUUCGAACACUUUCCCCAAGCAUUCGGGCACGAUUCUCGCGCUGUUGACUGGUGCCUUUGAUACCAGCUCUGCCGUCUUUCUUGUCUAUCGCCUCAUUUUUCAAGCCACCGACAGAAGCUUCAGCACCAAGAAAUUCUUCUUGAUUUACCUGGCUGUACCCGCCUUGAUCCUCAUAGCUCAAAUUUUCCUCAUGCCAUCCAACAGCUACAAAACCGUUGGUGAAUUGGUUCAGCAAGCCGAGGAACCAUUAGCAGACUCAGACUCAGAUCUCGAAAUCAGUAAUGAGGAACGUGCUCAGCUUCGUCAAGAACGUCGCGAGUCCAUAGUCAGCGAGAUUACCGAAUUAUUGGGCACGAAGGGCGCCGAGGAUCAGCAAGCUCAGCAACAACAAGUCGAAACGAUAAGCGGUGUCUGGGGUGUUUUGCAUGGAAAGCCUGCGCUGAAGCAGAUCAUGACACCAUGGUUCAUCCUCAUUGCUCUGUUCACUAUCAUCCAGAUGACCAGAAUCAACUACUUCGUCGCCACCAUCCGCACUCAAUAUUCCUAUCUGGUUGGUCCUGGAAAAGCCGAGAACAUCAACGCCUUCUUCGAUAUUGCGCUCCCUCUCGGCGGUGUUGUUGCCGUUCCUUUCAUCGGUCUUGUUCUUGAUCACACGAGCACAGUGUUCACACUCACCCUUCUGGUAACCAUUGCGACAACGAUUGGAGUCCUCGGAGUUAUUCCCAACACUGCAUCCGCAUAUGCUAAUAUCAUUCUCUUCGUCAUCUACCGUCCCCUGUACUACACAGCUGUAUCGGACUACUCUGCCAAGGUCUUUGGGUUUGCUACCUUUGGCAAGGUUUACGGUCUCAUCAUUUGUCUCGCUGGUCUGUUCAACUUUUCGGCUCAAGGAUUGGAUGCACUUACCCAUCAUGCUUUCAACAACAACCCAGUCCCUGUUAACAUCAUUCUGCUCUCUACUGCAUUCGCGGUUGGUGUUUUGCUGGUUGGCUACGUCUGGUAUCAGUCUAGGUCUAUCGAGAGGGAUGACUUGGAGGAAGAGGCCGAGGAGGCCAGAGAGGUGUUGAUGCCUGGUGCCGAUGCAAACAACACAAUGAGAGAGCAUGGUCACCAGACAUAUGGCGCUGCAUAG